Molecule: messenger RNA, 952 nt
Organism: Maylandia zebra (zebra mbuna)
Lineage: Eukaryota; Metazoa; Chordata; Actinopteri; Cichliformes; Cichlidae
Gene: scamp4
Product: secretory carrier membrane protein 4
Biological process (GO): protein transport
Cellular component (GO): trans-Golgi network membrane; recycling endosome membrane
Source: RefSeq, a predicted model, not a curated record
UGUAGUUCUACUUGUCCCCUGUACUUGCCGAAUAUAAACAGUUUUGAACUACAUGUGGUGAACGGGGUAACGCAGUCGCAGAUGAUGGGUCGAAAAAGCGCAUGCGAUUCCUAAACGAUUCCAGGACCCCACCGUUGUCGUCGACUGAACCGCGAGGAUAUUCUGUUACCCCGGGAAGACGUGGAAUUUCAAAAUGGCAGAGCGGGCCAAUAACUUUCCACCCCUGCCCGAGUUUGUAAAAAUAAAGCCAUGUUUUUACCAGAACAUUGAAGAGGAAAUACCUGCACCCCACCAGCUGCUGGUACGCAGAGUCUACAUUCUCUGGAUGAUGUAUUCGGGAACACUGUGUGUAAAUUUAAUCGGAUGUAUUGCUUGGUGGGCCGGGGGUGGAGGUGCCACAAACUUUGGCUUUUCCCUGCUCUGGCUCGUCCUCUUCUGCCCCUGUAGUUACACCUGCUGGUUUAGACCACUCUACAAAGCUUUCAGGGCUGACAGCUCGUUCAACUUCAUGGCCUUCUUCUUCAUCUUCUUCUUUCAGUGUGUCUUGGCCCUCAUCCAGGCUAUCGGCAUCCCUGGUUGGGGAACAUGCGGCUGGAUUGCAACAGUGACGUUUUUCAGCCAAAAUGUGGGCUCUGCUGUAGUGAUGCUUAUCACAACUCUGCUCUUCACUCUGGUGACUGCUUUAAUGGCACUGGUUCUCAUUAAGGUGCACAGAAUGUACCGUGGUGGUGGCGGUAGUAUGCAGCGAGCUCAGGAAGAGUGGAGCACCGGGAUGUGGAAGAGUGCCACGGUGAGGGAAGCGGGGCUUAACGCCGUCGCUCAGACUGCCCAAGGCCCAAGUUUGCCACAGUACCCUACGGCGGUGCCCAGCUAUCCCGACAACAGUCACUGGUGAUGGCUAAGAAUCGCCUCUAGGGGGAGACAGAUAACUGGCAGUUUAACCAAUGUUCAA